This is a messenger RNA of Prunus dulcis (almond), 2605 nucleotides long. RefSeq names its product probable NOT transcription complex subunit VIP2. The record is from RefSeq and is a predicted model, not a curated record. NCBI's taxonomy places the organism in Eukaryota, Viridiplantae, Streptophyta, Magnoliopsida, Rosales, Rosaceae. The coding region runs from base 191 to 2185 and encodes 664 amino acids. Gene Ontology annotation, cellular component: CCR4-NOT core complex; P-body. Gene Ontology annotation, biological process: regulation of DNA-templated transcription; nuclear-transcribed mRNA poly(A) tail shortening. The transcript has 14 exons.
UCUCUCUCUCUCUCUCUCUCCUCUGGGCAAUCAAACUCGCUGUUUGACUCAGACCGAACCCUCGCUAUCGCUGAUUUGCUCCUCAGGCUAUUGGUUAUUUUUUCACGGAGAAGACUUUCAUCAAGUUGUUCGUACAAGGGUUAUUUCUCGGCAAGGAAUGAUUUUUGCAUGACCUUUUGAUGCUCAUGCAAUGUCGGGGUUACUUAAUUCUUCUCUAAACGGAUCAGGCUCAAAUCUUCCAGACAGUAGUGGGCGAUUUGCCACAUCUUUCUCUGGUCAGUCUGGUGCCGCUUCUCCUGUUUUUCAUCACACAGGAACUAUUCAGGGAUUCAAUAACAUUCAUGGAAGCUUCAAUGUUCCCAACAUGCAAGGUACAUUAACAUCAAGAAACUCAACGUUAAAUAAUGUUCCUUCUGGUGGAGUCCAACAACCAACUGGAAGCCUUUCUGGUGGACGGUUCACAUCAAAUAAUCUUCCUGUUGCUUUGUCUCAGUUAUCUCAUGGAAGCUCCCAUGGACAUUCGGGAGUCACUAAUAGAGGAGGUAUAAGUGUAGUAGGAAACCCUGGAUUUAGUAGUAGCACAAAUGGAAUUGGCGGUUCUAUUCCUGGGAUUCUCCCUACAUCUGCUGCAAUUGGUAACCGGAAUGCUGUUCCAGGAUUGGGUGUCUCCCCAAUUUUGGGAAAUGCAGGUCCUCGGAUUACGAGUUCUAUGGGAAACAUGGUUGGUGGGGGCAACAUUGGGAGGAGUAUCAGCUCUGGUGGAGGCUUGUCAGUGCCUGGUCUCGCUUCUCGUCUAAAUUUAAGUGCAAAUAGUGGAUCUGGAAGUUUAACCGUCCAAGGGCAGAAUCGCUUGAUGAGUAGUGUGCUACCACAAGGGUCUCCACAGGUAAUUUCGAUGCUAGGAAAUUCCUAUCCUAAUGCUGGAGGUCCACUUUCUCAAAGCCACGUACAAGUGAAUAAUUUGAGCUCUAUGGGAAUGUUGAAUGAUGUGAAUUCUAAUGACAGUUCUCCUUUUGACAUCAAUGAUUUCCCUCAAUUAACAAGUCGUCCUAGUUCUGCAGGAGGGCCUCAAGGGCAAUUGGGUUCACUGCGAAAACAAGGUCUUGGUGUUAGUCCUAUUGUUCAACAGAAUCAAGAGUUCAGCAUCCAAAAUGAAGAUUUUCCAGCUUUGCCGGGAUUUAAAGGUGGUAAUGCUGAAUAUGGGAUGGAUAUUCACCAGAAAGAGCAACUUCAUGACAAUACUGUGUCGAUGAUGCAAUCUCAGCACUUCUCAAUGGGAAGGUCCACUGGAUUUAACUUGGGGGGGACUUAUUCUUCUCAUCGUCCCCAACAGCAACAACAACAUGCUCCAUCAGUCAGCAGUAGUGGUGUCUCCUUUUCGCAAGUAAACAAUCAGGAUCUUCUCCAUUUGCAUGGUUCAGACAUAUUCCCAUCAUCACAUUCAACCUAUCACUCACAGACUAGUGGACCUCCUGGAAUUGGAUUAAGACCUCUAAAUUCUGCAAAUACAGUUUCUGGUAUGGGUUCGUAUGACCAGCUUAUCCAGCAGUAUCAACAACACCAAAAUCAAUCCCAGUUUCGCCUGCAGCAGAUGUCAGCUGUCAAUCAAUCUUUUAGAGAUCAGGGAAUGAAAUCAAUGCAGACAGCGCAAUCAGCUCCAGACCCAUUUGGUUUGCUUGGGUUGUUAAGUGUGAUAAGGAUGAGUGAUCCUGAUCUAACAUCCCUUGCACUUGGGAUUGAUUUGACUACGCUUGGGUUAAACUUGAAUUCAACAGAAAAUCUACACAAGACUUUUGGUUCUCCAUGGUCUGACGAGCCAGCUAAGGGUGAUCCAGAGUUUAGUGUUCCACAAUGUUAUUAUGCUAAACAACCGCCUGCACUACAUCAAGGGUAUUUUUCAAAGUUUUCCGUGGAAACGUUGUUUUAUAUCUUUUACAGCAUGCCCAAAGAUGAAGCGCAACUAUAUGCUGCCAAUGAACUCAAUAAUAGAGGCUGGUUUUAUCACAAGGAGCAUCGUCUAUGGUUCAUAAGGGUCCCCAACAUGGAGCCACUCGUCAAGACAAACACGUAUGAGAGAGGAUCUUAUCACUGCUUUGAUCCUAACACAUUUGAAACGAUCCGAAAGGAUAAUUUUGUCUUGCAGUACGAGGCGUUGGAGAAGAGACCAGUCUUACCGCAGCAUUGACAAUCAUUUUCUAUUUAGAAUGUAAAGUUUCAGUUUAUGGAUUUCAUUCAUUAGAACGUAAGUUUGUUGUAAGCAAUUGUCUUACAGAUCUUGUUGCAGUGUUCAGCCAAUCAGUCCCUUGCGCAUUUCUUUUUCACAAAAAUGUGGGGCAAUAGCAACCAAUUAAACUGUUAGAAUGAGAACUGUUGCCUAAAGUAGCUGCCACUGUAACUUUGAGCUGAAAGGGGCAACAUUGGAGGUAAAACUUGUUACUUAUCAAUCAGAUAGUUACUGUGAUUUUAAAAGGGCUCGGUGUGUUAGGAGCUUUUGACCUUAUUUCUGUAAAGUGCAACCACUGAUGGGAAGGGAUCGUGAGAAAUUUUGUGAGGCUGCUCUUAACAUUGCCCUUUUUGUCAACGGAUAUGAAUCUUCGGUUUAUCU